CACCAAUAAAAUCGAGGGUGGACGAUAUAUAUGCAUUUUGUAGUGAUAAUACGUUAUUUAACUAUCAAACCAUACGAAGGAAGUGAUAUUAUGAUAUCUAAAUUCUGAAAUAAUUCAGAUUUUUACUAGUUCUAUAUCUGAGAGGAUUUUUUAACAAUAUAUUCAGGAAAGAAAUCUCUGGUCUCAAGAGGACGCGUGGGUCCAAUGGAGGUUGGGGAGAAUAUUGAAGGUGAACAGGAAAUGACAUCACCAAUUAAUGGUGGGAAUGAUAUUCAGGAGUCAAACACAGAAGCGAACGGCACUGUUGUCGAAAAAAAGGUGCAGAACGGUGAAAGUAAACAGAUGUCAACAAAGAAGUCAAAAGACGAGACUGCCGUUGUCGUGGCAAACGGUAACGGACUUCCGCCUAAGAAAGGGGAAGAGUCGGGUUCAGGCGGCUCGAGUGACACUGGAAGUGAGAAGUCUGAUGAAGAAAAGAAAGAUGAACCCAUGGUCGGCGUGUUUGAACUGUUCCGUUACGCGACAAAACGUGAUGUACUUUUUAUGAUCAUUGGGACGAUCUGCGCGUUGGCGCACGGGACAGCGUUCCCUCUCAUGAUCAUAGUCUUCGGGGAAAUGAUUGAUCUUUUUGUCAACUCGGGGUUGUUUAGUGGCGUAGUUCAACAGCUGGAUGACUUGGGAAUUUUAGCCAACCUUACCUACACGCAAGCUCAAGUUAUAGAGGAUCCAGAUCUGCUACAAUCUCAUCUGACCUAUAUAGAAACCACUGAUGUCAACAACACCAUAAAUAUGCAAGUCAUUCAAGAUGCCAUCGACAAUGAUUUGUUAGAGGUCAUGCGGAAAUUUGCCCUUUAUUACAUAGGUAUUGGGUGUGGUGUGAUUGUGUUAGGAUAUUGUCAGGUCAUGUUCUGGAUGGUAGCAUCAGAACGCCAGACCCAUCGUAUUCGCACCAGUUUCUACUCGAAUAUCUUGCGGCAAAACAUUGGAUGGUUUGAUACCAACGAAUCAGCAGAGCUAAAUUCUAGAUUAACCAAUGAUAUCUCCAAAAUACACGAUGGUAUAGGCGACAAGAUCGGAGUGUUUUUCCAGUGGAUGUCUGCAUUUGUUGCCGGAUUCACUGUAGGCUUCGUGUAUGGCUGGAAACUCACUCUGGUUAUUCUCGCAAUCAGUCCUCUAUUAGCCGUUGCAGCUGCUAUCAUGUCCCAGCUUGUUGGUAUGACGUCAAACCUUGAGCUAAAGGCGUACGCCAAAGCUGGAGCAAUUGCAGAAGAGGUGUUGGGUGCCAUACGCACUGUUGUAGCGUUCGGAGGGCAGAAAAAAGAGUGUGAAAGAUAUGACAUACACCUCGUAGAAGCACGAAGUCUGGGGGUUAAAAAAGGCCUGAUCAACGGCAUAUCGCUCGGGGUUGUAUGGCUGAUUAUGAUGUGUGCUUAUGCUCUGGGCUUCUGGUACGGAGCCAAACUGACGAGAGAUGAGCCCGAAAACUAUUCUGUGGGAACCAUGACCAUUGUGUUUUUUUCUGUUUUGAUUGGUGCGUUUUCUCUUGGCAAUGCCUUGCCUAAUAUCCAAAGUCUUGCCACGGCAAGAGGUGCUGCCUACACAGUCUACAACAUCACAGCUUUGGACCCUCCAAUUGACAGCUAUUCAACGGAAGGGAAGAAGCUUGAAGGUUUCCAAGGGAACAUUGAAAUACGCGGAGUGGAGUUUCGUUAUCCCUCAAGGCCAGAGGUCAAGAUUCUCCAUGGGGUGAACCUUGAAAUCAAGCGUGGUCAAACGGUGGCACUUGUUGGGUCCAGCGGGUGUGGAAAGUCUACAAUCGUACAGCUAUUGCAGCGCUUUUAUGAUCCAGAAGCAGGGCAGUUAUUGAUAGAUGGAGUUGACUUGAAGGACAUAAACAUACAGUGGUGGCGAGAACAGAUCGGUAUUGUUAGUCAAGAGCCAGUCCUCUUUGGCACAACCAUUGCAGAAAAUAUCAGAUACGGGCGCCUGGGUGUCAGUCAGGAAGAGAUUGAAGAUGCUGCAAAAGAGGCCAAUGCUCACAGCUUCAUCUCGGAGCUGCCCGAUAAAUAUGAAACCCUAGUUGGUGAAAGAGGGGCCCAGUUAUCAGGAGGACAGAAACAGAGAAUCGCUAUUGCACGAGCCCUUGUGCGUAACCCCAAAAUACUUUUGCUGGAUGAGGCAACAUCUGCUCUUGACACAGAAAGUGAAGGAGUGGUGCAGGACGCCCUGGAAAAGGCAAGUCAUGGAAGAACAACUAUAGUGAUUGCCCAUCGCCUCUCCACCAUCAAAACAGCUGACGCCAUUGCUGGUUUUAAAGAUGGCCUCAUAGCAGAGAAAGGCACACAUAGUGAACUCAUGGCAAAGAGCGGCAUCUACCAACAGCUAGUGACACGACAGAGCGCCAGGACGGCAGAUGAUGAUGAGGCUGAGCAAUUUGAAAAGGCAGACAAAAAGAAAAGUAUCCCAAAUCUUCAGCGGCAGAAAUCCGUGCACUUAACUCCUGUUCAUGAAAAGAAAGCCUUGGAGUCUGGUGAGAAGGAGGCAGAAGAUGGAGAAAAGGAAAAAGAGAAAGAAGAGGUAGAUUCGUCAUUGAAGCGAAUCUUGACCAUGAACUCCUCAGAGAUUCCAUUCAUUCUGAUUGGCUGCUUCGCCAGUCUUAUCAAUGGAGGAACCAUGCCCGCUUUUGCCAUCAUAUUUUCCGAAAUCCUUGGGGUGUUUUCUGAGCCUGAUCUUGAAAAGCAGAAAAAAGAUAUUGUGCUGUACGCUAUGUUGUUUGUUGGCCUCGGUGUGAUAAGCUUUUUUGCAUAUCUAUUGCAGGGUUAUAUGUUUGGAAGAUCUGGAGAAUACUUGACCCUGCGACUGCGGUCCGCGUGCUUCAAGGCCCUGCUAAGACAGGAGAUUGCCUACUUUGAUGAUCAUAACAACAGUGUUGGUGCCCUGACCACUCGCCUGUCCACUGAUGCUUCUCAAGUUCAGGGGGCCUCCGGUGUAAAGCUAGGUUCGACAAUCAUGGCCCUGUGCAGCGUUUUGACGGGAGUAAUCAUUGCAUUUGUGUACAGUUGGAAACUGACUCUCCUCAUUAUUGCAUUCUUGCCACUAGUCGUGAUAGGAGGAGCACUGGAAAUGCAGAUGAUGCAAGGUGCUGCUGGAAAAAAUAAGGAAGCACUAGAGGCUGCUGGGAAGGUGGCCAUAGAGUCAAUUGAAAACAUACGAACAGUAGCGUCACUGACACGAGAAGACAUGUUUAGGAAAAAGUUUGGAGAUGAACUAGACACCCCUUAUCGAGGUGCCCUGAAGAAAGCCCAUGUAAUAGGGAUUUCUUUCUCCAUGUCGCAGGCGGCCAUGUUUUUUGCAUAUGCAGCCUCAUUCUGGCUGGGUGCUUACCUCAUACAGAAAUCAGAAGUUGAUUAUGUGGAUGUUUUCAAAGCCUUCUCAGCUAUUAUAUUCGGAGGUAUGGCAAUUGGAAAUGCAAGCUCAUUUGCACCCGAUGCUGGGAAAGCAGAGGCGUCUGCCAAAGAGAUAUUUCGACUUCUCGAUAAAAGACCAGAAAUUGACUCUGAGAGCACAGAAGGACAAGAACUAACUCAGUACAACAGCAACAUCCAGUUUACAAACGUAACCUUUCGGUACCCAACGCGUCCGGACACCCAGGUUCUACAGGGGCUGAAUCUUGAUGUUGGGCAGGGACAAACUGUGGCCCUCGUUGGAAGUUCCGGAUGCGGGAAAUCAACUACUGUGCAGCUCACUGAGCGUUUCUAUGAACCUGAGGGGGGCUCUGUGUGUCUUGAUGGCCACAACCUAACAGACCUGAAUCUACAGUGGUUACGGUCUCAGAUUGGAAUCGUGUCUCAGGAACCAACAUUGUUUGACCGGACGAUCGCACAGAAUAUUGCGUAUGGUGACAAUAAUCGAGAUAUUCCAAUGGACGAAAUCAUUGCUGCGGCAAGAAAGGCCAACAUCCACGACUUUAUUGCCAGUUUACCCGAUGGAUACGAUACAAAUGUGGGUGAAAAAGGUGCCCAGCUAUCCGGAGGUCAAAAGCAGCGUGUCGCUAUUGCACGAGCCCUCGUGCGUAACCCUAAAAUUCUUCUGUUGGAUGAGGCCACAUCUGCUCUUGACACAGAAAGUGAAAAGAUUGUCCAAGAGGCCUUGGAUCGUGCGCGUGAAGGUCGCACAUGCAUAACCAUUGCCCAUCGUCUUUCCACCAUCCAAAAUGCGGACAAAAUCUGCGUGAUCCGGCAUGGCGUUGUAACGGAGCAGGGCCGUCAUAAUGAGCUCAUGCAGAAACAGGGAUUCUACCACAAACUGAACAUGGCUCAGGCCAGAAAGAAAUAGUCCCUGUGUCUUAAAAUUGUGAUAGAACAAACUGAAGAAGUUGUCCUGGAGCAUACUGGUAUUCAUUUAUCUUUACAAGCUGAAAAUGGCUAUGGCUAUAAGGAACAGUCCUAGAGUCAUAAAACUGUAAAAGUGAAGAAAUAGAUUGUGAGGGAAAUUAAUUUCUCUUCAUAAUCAGAAGAUAGCUCCACCUAAAGAAAUAGUCUAGCUGGACAAAAAACUACUGUACCCAUUCCUCUGAUACAUUGAGCAUUUUAAAUGUUUGAUCAAUUUUAUACAUUUUUACAAUGUGUCUUACAUUUAUUCGAUGUGUCUUGUUAUAUGAAAACGGUGAUGAUAGCUAUUGUGUUUAAUAUGUCCUAUUUUGCCCUUUUACAAAUUGUUGUGACAUCUCGUCAAGGUGCAUAUGAUAACUAACAAUUAACAAGCACAAAGACAAAAUUUUGCAUGAUCAAGAAUUUUCUUUGUUAUAUUGUGCUAGAAUAACUUAUCAAAUUGGAAGUUUUUGUAACCAAAUUCUAAUAGAUAUAUCUUCUGAACAAUUUGCUUUUAAAUAAGUAUUUUUGCUACUCAAAAUGAUAAAUGGUAAUUUGAAAAUAUGAUCUUAUGAUAAGUUUGUUUAGAAGACAAGACAUAUAACCUUGAAGCUGCUAGAAACAGUAGCCAAGGUUUGUUUCAUUUACAUAUCAAACUACCGUAUCUGUAGCACUUGUUUGUGUCUGUUUUUGGCCAAAUGCUAAGCUGUUAAGUAUGGUUUAUUUCUUAUAAAUUACCAAAGAAGCAUUACCAGUGCGCUCUGGCCCUAUAAUUAGCAUUGCCAAUUAAUUUAUUUUUCUUCAUUGUUUUUAGAGUUAUCUUUUUUACUAUUUUGGGUGAGUUAUCUUUCUUUGUUCUUUUUGUGUUGUCUUGCCUUGUCAAUAUAGUUAUUAUUUAUAAAUUAUCUUUCUCGUUUCUUUACUCAUAUUCAACGUGAACAUAUAUUUUCAAUCAUAGGACUGUUAGUGCACCAUAUUUACAUGUACAAGUUCCUUUUUUGGUACAUUGUCUUAGUGUCAAUGAAUUAACAAGUAACAUUUUAGGCUAAGUCAGGAGUGCCUCUGGGCAUAUUAGUGGUCAAUAUUAUAUUUUGUCCAAUGAGAAGGCACUAUUUUUCAAGUUUUCCAAUACAUUUAUUUCAGUAAAUCAGCAGUUAUUUACUUUUAUCAGUUGAAGUAGUAGAUGUAAACAGUGGCUGGCCCAGUUAGUGGUAGUUCACACAAUAAAAUGUAGACCUUGAAAUGACCCAAAGAUGAUAGUAUCUACUUACACAAAAUAAAUGGCUAUGUAACUAUGUGACAAUAUAUUUUUGUAUGUACAUACUAAUAAUCUUUAACCUUUACCUCGAAGCAUUAGUUUUGAUUUUUUGCACAUGGAAGGGGCUCAGUUUUGUCAGAUCUGCUUUUUGUCAUUGUUGAUUUUAGUCAAUUUCAGGAGUAUAUUUUGUGAUUCUUAAUUGGUUUUGGUUCAAUUACCAGGUUCAAAAUUUCCAAUGCCAUUCUUAAGGCAUAAAUGGUCAAUUGAAUAUUUUGCCAGACUUUAUAGAGAAAAUGUAAUCUACAGUAGUGAGAAGUAAAAUUAUCGUGUAAUUUGGACUGUAAACUCUUAUGUUAAACAUGCAUAUAUUACAAACUUGGUAACGUAAGAUCAAGGGGACCAAAUGUGACAAUUUCCUUGGACUAAAUUCCAUGCCAUCUAGUAAUUUUUUAAAGUCUGGGAAAGAUUUUCCUGUUCAAAUGAAUGUCACUUUCUAAAAUAAGUGGUUUUACAAUUUGAAAGCUUAAUGCGCUAUAUAUAGGUUUUUAUCUUUUUGAAUGUUUAUUUAUGGUGUUGAAGUUUUGUGUAUAUUACUUUGUAUAUACAUACAUAUUGCCCUGUACUUGUGCACAUCUUUUUAAACUGUAAAGUUUAUGUAUGUUUGUUGACAAUGUUUGAAAUAGAGUAGAUCUGUUUGAUACUAAAAAAAACACCCUAAAUCAUACAAAACAUUGUGAGCUUAAUUAACAAGAGUGCUAAUAUUUUUUAUAUAUCAUAUAUUAUGUUUUCCAUUUGUUUAAUCUGCCUUAUACCAGUUAUUGUAUUAAUUAAAAUGAAUUAUGUUGUGCUUUAAAAUUUUAACUAUACUUGUUAGGGAAUCCAUUUCACCUUUAUUUGAACAAAUCCUCACUGGCAAUAUGCUAGGCCCCUGAUCUUAAAAUCUGUAUAAGAUUGAUAAUGUAUGCUUAUCUUAAGAAUGAAUUAAAGUGUCCUUCAUACUAAGAAAAAGCCUUUAAAUGACAGUCACUGUACCAAUAAUUCAUCCACUUUCGAAAAUUGUCGUUAUUUGAAAAAAGAAAAAAAAAACACUUAAAUUAUUUUUUUCUAUUUUCUACAAAAUUGAAUAUGUUGCUCUGUUUAAAUAGUAUAUUUGGGUGAUAUCUUUACCAUUAUGUUGAGUGGUAAAAGACAAUUAUAAAUCCACGGCAGUCAGAGAUGUGGCACAACCAGGUGAAAUUUUCAAUAUUGCUGAGAAAUUGAUCAUUUCAGUUAUUUCUAUUUUGAAGCUUUAUGUAAACACAACCUAUCAUUUGCAUGAAAAACAAUCAUUUUGAAAAUGCCAAAGAAGGGAUUUCAAAGGAGGACGAAUCUUAGUUAGGGGUGAAAAAGUAGUUCCUAACCAGCAUCGUAUUUUUAACCCUGUAUUCAUUAUCACACGGCAUUGUCAAGUCAUCUGAGCAUUGUUUGUAGUUUUGUACGUUUUGUUGAAUAAAAUAUCCAACAGAA
This is a messenger RNA of Mya arenaria, 7134 nucleotides long. Its product is annotated as ATP-dependent translocase ABCB1-like. Gene Ontology annotation, molecular function: ABC-type transporter activity; ATP binding; ATP hydrolysis activity. Gene Ontology annotation, biological process: transmembrane transport. The transcript is spliced from 27 exons. Lineage: Eukaryota; Metazoa; Mollusca; Bivalvia; Myida; Myidae. The record is from RefSeq and is a predicted model, not a curated record. Gene Ontology annotation, cellular component: membrane. Bases 205 to 4335 code for a protein of 1376 amino acids.